Molecule: messenger RNA, 3222 nt
Organism: Sphaerodactylus townsendi
Lineage: Eukaryota; Metazoa; Chordata; Lepidosauria; Squamata; Sphaerodactylidae
Gene: CCDC102B
Product: coiled-coil domain containing 102B
Exons: 7
Coding region: 1-1392 (463 amino acids)
Source: RefSeq, a predicted model, not a curated record
AUGAAUUUUGACUGUGUCUGUCAUUUAAUGGAAGAUAAACAACUUCUAAAAAGCCAGCAGAAAGAAGUUGUAGAAGGGAACCAUGUAAAAACAUAUAAAAUAUGUAAAUCAAAUAUAAUUACAGAAAAAGUUCUUCCUUCUUCAGCCUAUCAUCACUAUAAGUAUAUUUAUAACAGCAGUGACUGGGAAAUAUGUGAGGAGCUACGGAUUCGAGAGCUUGAAGAAGCGAAGGCCAGGACAGCUCAAAUGGAGAAGACCAUGCGUUGGUGGUCAGACUGUACUGCCAACUGGAGGGAGAAAUGGAGCAAAGUUAGGGCAGAAAGAAAUAAAGCACAUGAGGAAGGAAGGCAGCUCAAGCUAAGACUGGAAGCCGCAAUGAAAGAGCUGAGAGCCCUGAAAAAAAAUAACCAACGUAUACUUAGUGAGAAUCAAGAAGUAGAAACUGAAAAUAUUUGGAAAAAUAAUUUUGAUUCUUCAGACUUGAGCUGGAUUAAAGAAGACCAUACAAGGCUUCUGGAGAAAGAACCUCUUAAAUACGUACAGAUCGACGAGAUCUGUAAUGAAGACUGUGCCCAUGAGGAUACUUGUACAACAGAAAACACUUCAGAACAUCAUGAUAUAAGAAUCAGUCUGGAAAUUCUUAAUUCUGGAGAUAAAUGUACACCUGCAGUUUCUCUGGAAAACCCUAACCCAAGCAAGGACCAUGCACUGCAUUCUCAGGAAGAUGAAGUAAUGCAUAUUUCUGUGUUACAUUUACGACUUCAUGAAUUGCAGAAAAUCUUGCAGAAGGAACAAAAAAUCCACUCAUCUUUGGAAAAAGAACUAGAGAAACUGAAAUCUGAUAUAUCUCUGUGGAAAUGGAAAUAUAAUGAACUGAGAAUGUUCAAAGAGGGAAACUUAAAACAGUUUGGUAUAAAUCAGAACAAGGAGGAAACAGUUUUGGAUCAUCUAGAAGAAGAAAAUGGAACCUGGGCCCAAAAAGAUAUAAAGAUCCAGGAUUUACAAGCAGAGAUAGCGAGACUUCAGUCUGAGAAUGCCUCAGAGUGGGGAAGAAGAAAAAUGCUUGAAACAGAAAAUGAAGAUUUGGACAGAGAAAACAGAAAACUGAAGAUCCAUGUGAAAGAUCUUCAAUAUCUCCUUGACAGAAAACUGUCUGCAAUUAAUUUGUGUGAAGAUCCCCAGGCAACACAAACUGAACCUCUGGGAAAAAACAAGGACUUUAUGGAUCUGCAACUCAGUGACAGUGUAGUCUACAAGCAAGAGCAAGAUAUAUUGGCAGAACUUGUGCACACAAGAAAGAGGGUAGAACAGCAUAAGGCAGAAGCAAAGGAGCUGAGCAUUAGAGUUGAAGAUCUGAGAAGAAAAUUAAAGCAAGUAGAAGACAAGGUAUAAAAGGUAGAAACCAACUUUGCCUUCAUCAUGCUGCUCAAGACUAUGUGGGCAAUAUGAACUGUGUAGCAUUGCCUGAUAGUCUCCAAGUGUCACAGCUUUUACUCUUUUGAACCUGAUAAAGCAUACUCAAUUGUAUUAUCAUAUCUUGUACCAUAAAUAUACUCUGUGCUCACUUAUAUGUUAUUUUGAUAUCCUUACUAGACAAGGCCUCAUGUACAUUAAAGAAAGAAAUCUUACAAACUUCUCCCUCCUCACUCAAGAAUCUUACAAACUUCCCCUUCUCACUCAACAUUGUUGAAUCUACUAUCAUUUUAACAAGGCACAGCAUACCUUAUUUUUUACUAAUAAUUAAUGAAGGUAAUAUUUAUAAACCAUGAGACUUUUUCAAUGUCGGCAUAUAUAUGGAACAAUUCUUGUCGCUCUUCAAAAUAUGAGAAUAUUCUUUGUAUAUUGUCACUGCUGUAUAUAUGAUAAUCUUCAGUGUAACUAGGUUGCUUGCUUCUGAAUAUAUUUGGGUAGAUGACUACAGCUAUUGGUACUAUAAAUACCAUCUUACAUUCCAUAUGCCUGUUACCAAGGGAAAAUGAUUCUGAAGUUAUUUUGAGCGCCAAUGUUUUUGGCUAGGUUUAACUGCCUACCUUUGCUAAGCAGUGGGUAUUCACUUGUGAUUUGUUUGUUGGAAAUACUGUGCUUUUGCCAUCUGUACAUUGCAGCAAAUGAUUAGGAGCAUAAGAAUAUAUUAUGAAACCAAACAGUCUUGAGAAAACUUGCCUAAUCGUGUCUGCGCAACUGUACAAAGCAGCUUUUCCAACAGAAGUUGCUGCAUAGCUGCCAAAGUUAACAGCAAUCUGAACAAGACAAGCAGGGACUUUAGAAACUGCAGCCAUAAUACAGAGAAAAUAAUGUGUGAAAUGGUCCAUGGAAGCAUUUUCAGAAUACUAAAUAGUUGCCCUUUCACUUAUUUCUAGUGCAUGUGCUAGCAGAAAAUAAACAUUCAGAAUGUUAUGUGGCUAGAACAGUUUACAAAAUUGGAUAGGCAGAAAGUAGCACUGGAUUUCUUCACUUAGCAUAAAUAUCAGCUGCUCUUGUGGCUCACUUCUGCACAGAUUUAGGGAACUUCCAUGCAGUUCCCUACCACAGUUAAAGGGAACAUUGCUUUACAGCCUUCCCCACCUUACUACAUCCCAUAUUAAAAUAUGAGGAGGGAAGGAUGCAUAAAGACUAAGAAAUUGGAAAAAAAACUUCUGAUUUUCUAAUGUUAUGGCUGUAAAUGAUUUACAUUACACAAAACUCAAAAAUAUAUGUAAGAAUAAAGGAAAUAUCUAAUGACACUGAAAGGGAGUUCACAGGUAAAUCAUGUUUGGCAUAUCCUCUUCUGAACAGGCUUUAAAGAUACGGAAAAGUGCUUAAUCAACUGUUAUAAAUGCCUAGAAUUUUCUGGUAGCAAAAGAAUUACUGGAAUUGGGAAGAAAAACAAAAUUUCAAAGUAUAUUUAUUUUCUCAUCUACGAUACAUACUUCUUUUUUGCUCCAUUCAUGUGAAGAAAUCAGGUUAAACUAAAGCAAAACCUAAUGCUUCAAUAAUGGAUUAUCAAAGAAUGAUGUGUAUCUUCUAUGUUCUUUACCAAAUCAUAUAAACUGUAUUUCAUGGUAAAGAAAUAAGUUCGCUAAAAUUAAACAUGCUGUUAUCUGAUCAUUCUCUGUAAAAUGACAUAUACCAAAUAUUGUGUGUGUUCAUGUAUCAACAGCAUAGAUUACUUAUGGCGUGAAUGAUGUGUCCAGUCUGCAUUGGUAAGCAAGGACAAUAUUGUUGGUUAAGCACUGUCCAGUA